UCUCCCGUUAACGGUUAAAUCAACUUGCAUUUCGUUUUACCUCAAACAACACAUUAGUUUAGCGGUUUAGUUAUUUUUAUUUUUAAUUUAACAACGUACAGAUUUGAGAGUAAAUUUUUAUUUUCGUGAUUUUAGAGUGAUUUGACACAUCUAAAUCAACGGGGUUAUAUCUAAAAACGGAGCUGCGCUAUACUUCUCUGGAGGCUGGAGAUAUCCACAGGGAAGCUGGCCAGGUUUGCUGAUGGAUGUUCUGUGGUUAAGCUGGGUGAAACAUCUGUGAUGGUGACAGCUGUCAGUAAGACCAAACCAUCUCUCUCUCACUUCAUGCCUCUUGUGGUAGAUUACAGACAGAAAGGUGCUGCCGCAGGUCGAAUCCCCACCAACUACCUGAGACGAGAGCUGGGCACCACAGACACUGAGAUCCUCACCAGCAGACUCAUCGAUCGCUCCAUCAGGCCGCUGUUUCCUGCCGGAUACUUCUAUGAGACACAGGUGCUGUGUAAUAUAUUAGCUGCUGACGGAGUGAAUGAUCCUGAUGUUCUGGCCAUUAAUGGAGCAUCUGCAGCUCUGGCUCUGUCUGAUAUUCCCUGGAAUGGACCAAUCGGUGCGGUGCGUGUCGGUCUCUCAGGUGGAGAGUUUAUCGUUAACCCGACGCGCUCGGAGAUGAACGGCAGCUCUCUGAAUCUUGUGGUGGUGGGAGCCGCCUCCAGUCACGUGGUGAUGCUGGAGGCGGCGGCGGAGAACGUCCUUCAGCAGGAUUUCUGUCACGCGGUGAAAUUAGGGGUCAAACACACGCAGCAGAUCAUUCAGACCAUCCAACACAUGGCAAAAGAAAUGAAAGUGAUCAAACGCACACCAGCCAAACUCUUCACCGCAUCAGCUGAUGUGCUGGAGUACACACGACAAUUGGCGUCUGAUCGGAUCUACACCGUCUUCACAGACUUCACACAUGAUAAGAUAUCCCGAGAUGAAGCCAUUAAUAAAGUCCGUUUGGAGACAGAGGAACACGUCAGAGAGAAGUUUCCACACUGUGAGGCGUUUGACGUGUUGGAGGCCUUUAGCAGCGUCUCUAAAGACAUCUUCAGGAAUGUGGUGCUGAAUGAAUACAGACGCUGUGACGGCCGGGAUCUGACUGCAUUGCGGAACAUCUCCUGUGAGGUGGACGUCUUCAAACCGUUACACGGCUCGGCUCUUUUUCAGAGGGGUCAAACGCAGGUGCUGUGUACAGUAACGUUCGAUUCUAUGGAGUCAAGUGUGAAAGCAGACCUGAUAACAACAGCACUCAGUGGGAUCAAGGACAAGAAUUUCAUGCUGCAUUAUGAAUUUCCUCCAUAUGCAACCAAUGAGAUCGGAAAAAUUGGUGGAAUGAACAGACGACAGCUCGGACACGGAGCGCUGGCAGAGAAAGCCUUGAGACCCGUCAUUCCCACAGACUUUCCCUUCACCAUCCGUGUCACAUCUGAGGUGCUGGAGUCCAACGGAUCGUCCUCGAUGGCUUCAGUGUGUGGUGGGAGUUUAGCGCUCAUGGAUUCAGGCGUUCCAAUCUCCUCUGCGGUUGCAGGAGUUGCCAUCGGCCUGAUAUCCAAAUCCAGUCCAGAGAACUCAUCAGAAAUCACAGACUACAGAUUACUGACUGAUAUUCUGGGAAUAGAAGAUUAUAACGGAGACAUGGAUUUUAAAAUGGCAGGAACAAGUAAAGGCAUCACAGCUCUUCAGGCUGAUGUAAAAAUCCCAGGACUUCCAUUAAAGAUCGUCAUGGAGUCGAUACAGCAGGCCACAGUGGCUAAAAAAGAGAUUUUGGGGAUCAUGAAUAAGACAAUAGUUAAAGCCAGGAGCUCCAGAAAGGAGAACGGGCCUGUGAUUGAGAAUAUUACAGUACCUUUGUCAAGAAGAGCUCGCUUUAUAGGUCCAGGUGGUUAUAAUCUCCGCAAAUUACAGGCCCAGACAGGCGUGACAAUAAGUCAAGUGGACGAGGAGACGUUCUCUUUGUUUGCACCCACUCCCAGCGCCAUGAAUGAAGCCCAGGAGUUCAUGAGAGAAAUCUGCAAAGAUGAUCAGGAAGAACAGUUGGAGUUUGGGGCCGUAUACACAGCCACCAUAACAGAGAUCAGAGACAUUGGUGUGAUGGUGAAGCUGUAUCCUAACAUGAGCGCUGUACUCUUACACAACUCACAGCUGGACCACAAAAGAAUUAAACAUCCCAGCGCUCUUGGACUUGAGGUCGGACAGCAGAUCCAGGUGAAGUAUUUUGGUCGAGACCCGACAGACGGUAGAAUGAGAUUGUCCCGUAAGGUUCUUCAGUCCCCAGCAGCGACUGUAGUGAAGACUCUCAGCGACAGACACAGCAUCUCUAUAGGAGCAUCUCAUGAUCACAUCACAGACUCAUAAAGCCCUGCUUAUACACAACCUCAUGACUGCAGAUUUGAUAAUAAAUGCUCUUAUUAUGACAAA
Triplophysa dalaica is the source of this 2451-nucleotide messenger RNA. Its product is annotated as polyribonucleotide nucleotidyltransferase 1, mitochondrial. The record is from RefSeq and is a predicted model, not a curated record. Gene Ontology annotation, biological process: mitochondrial mRNA catabolic process; mitochondrial RNA 3'-end processing. NCBI's taxonomy places the organism in Eukaryota, Metazoa, Chordata, Actinopteri, Cypriniformes, Nemacheilidae. Gene Ontology annotation, molecular function: polyribonucleotide nucleotidyltransferase activity; 3'-5'-RNA exonuclease activity; RNA binding. Gene Ontology annotation, cellular component: mitochondrion; cytosol. Bases 280 to 2388 code for a protein of 702 amino acids. The transcript is spliced from 28 exons.